CGGUCAUGUGAUCAGCUGUGUCCAAUCACAGCCGAUCACAUGGGACAUGUACACUGAUCAUCAGGGCACUGAUGAUCAGUGUGCCCUGAUGAUCAGUGUGGCCCCAAAAGUGCCACCUGCCAGUGCUCAUCAGUGCCACAUCAAUGCCACCUAUCAGUGCCACAUCAAUGCCACCUAUCAGUGCCACAUCAAUGCCACCUAUCAGUGCCACAUCAGUGCCACCUAUCAGUGCCAUAUCAGUGCCACAUCAAUGCCACCUAUCAGUGCCACAUCUGAUGCCUGCCUAUCAGUGCCACCCAGUGCCACAUCAGUGCCCAUCUGAG
Messenger RNA from Staurois parvus, 323 nucleotides. The record is from the annotation of a GenBank genome assembly. NCBI's taxonomy places the organism in Eukaryota, Metazoa, Chordata, Amphibia, Anura, Ranidae.